UGAUAUUCCUGAACUAAUUUUGUAAUGUCUGUAUUUGUCAUGUGUGGUCCCUGAAGACUUAUGUUAACCUCAUGGUUAGCUAGCAGUUUGUCAGAGAUUUUCCUGAAGGCCUCAAACAAAAAGGAAAAACCCGUGGUCUCUGCAGUUGUGUUCCGUGCGUGUGUAUAGGGACAUACCUUCAAAAUCAGCAGGCAGUUUACAACUCUGCCAUAAUUAUCACUUUCUUUUCUGAGCAUGUGCCCAAUCCUGGCCUUCUUAGAUUCAAAGAAAUGGGAGGGAAACUUUUAAAAAUUCCUCAAAAUAUUUUAUUUCUCACUUUUCCUCCCAAGCUUCUUGGUUAGUCUUUUCUUUCCUGUACUGUUUCAUAGGCCUCAGGCAGUGGUGGCUAAUAUAUUUGCCUUGAAAUGUAUUCAGCACAUGCCCCCUGAGUCCCCAGCACAGCCCUCGGAGAGUUUGAGAUUAGAUAAAUAAAGGCAAGCCCUUUGAGUCAAACCUUCAGAAAGAUCAAAACAAACAACCACAGAACUUUGAGAAUAAGGUCCAUCCUGCUCCCUCUGGUAGUAGGCAUGUGGGCUGUGAUCUUCAAGGUCACAGCCAAAGCAGGGAAUAGAGGAUGAGACAAGGGUUAGUGAAAGUGUCAGCUGGUUGUUCUUGAUUAAACAUUUUCCAAGUUGCUGUAAACUUUUGAUAAGUUUCCAAAGUUCUGAUAAAGUUGAUUCGAAUGGUUUUCCGCACGUUAUUCACUGUUUUUGUAGAGUUAUGGACUUCUGGUUCAGUAUCCCUCAGUUUUCAGUUGUUACUUCUCACCAGUCUUUCUGAAGCACUUCGGAGUCCCUGGGUCCAUGCUGGGUUUAGGAAUACAGUGUAUCCAUCAUACAGUGAUGAAUGAGACAGACGUGGUCCCCACCCUCAUGGAGCUUUCUGCUGAUGCCUUCCCUAUGAACCGAAUAGCUCUUCCUUACCCUGACUUUAUAUUCUCCAUGGUUAAAAGCUUUAGAGCUUCUGAAGUAUGUAUGUAAACUUGGAUAUGGACUUUGGGACUGUUUAUGUCCUGUCACCUGGAUAUUGAGUGUGCUUGAAUUUUGGUUUCUUGGGAGUUAACUAUAUUCAUUACAAUUUAUGUGUAGUUAUUCCACUGCUGCAAAAGUCAUACUUGAUCAUCUUCAGAAUUGUUGGCUCCAGUUUCAUGGGGUUGCUUGUCACCUGUACAGUCACCCGAUAUCAUGUGUCCUUUCUCCAUGCAUAGGGUAUCAUAUUGAUAAAUCCAGUCUGAUCUCCCGUUUGGAGCAAGAAGACAAGGUGACGACAGAGGAGCGAGGAAUUCUUCCAGGCACCUGUCCAGAUUUGGAGACUGUACUUAAAGCCAAAUGGUUAACUCCUAAGAAGCAUGAUUUUAGAAAAGAACAUUCCAAUGGUAUAAAAGCGGAAAGAAAUCAUCUUGGAGUGAAACUCAACGAAUGUAAUCAGUGCUUUAAAGUCUUCAGCACAAAAUCUAAUCUCACUCAGCACAAGAGAAUUCAUACUGGAGAAAAACCCUAUGACUGUAAUCAGUGUGGCAAAUCCUUUAGCAGUAGAUCUUACCUUACUAUUCAUAAGAGAAUACAUAAUGGGGAGAAACCCUAUGAAUGCAAUGACUGUGGGAAAGCCUUCAACGAUCCCUCAUCCCUUAGACUGCACGUGAGAAUUCACACUGGAGAAAAACCCUAUGAAUGUAAUCAGUGUUUUCAUGUUUUUCGCACUAGUUGUAAUCUCAAAAGCCACAAGAGAAUUCAUACGAGAGAGAAUCACCAUGAAUGUAAUCAGUGUGGCAAGGCCUUCAGCACGAGGUCCUCCCUUACUGGGCACAACAGUAUUCAUACAGGGGAGAAACCUUAUGAGUGCCACGAUUGUGGGAAAGCCUUUAGGAAGAGCUCAUACCUGACACAGCAUAUGAGAACUCAUACUGGGGAAAAACCCUAUGAGUGUAAUCAGUGUGGAAAAUCCUUCAGCAGUAGUUUUUCUCUUACUGUGCACAAGAGAAUUCAUACUGGAGAGAAACCCUAUGAAUGCAGUAACUGUGGGAAAGCAUUUAAUAAUCUUUCAGCUGUUAAGAAACACGUGAGAACUCACACUGGAGAAAAACCCUACGAAUGUAAUCAUUGUGGGAAAUCUUUCACCACUAACUCUUACCUUUCUGUGCACAAGAGAAUACAUAAUAGGUGGAUAUGAAUACAAUAACUGGGAAAGCAGUCAUGGAUUUCUUAAUUCUCAGACAACUGAUGGUAACUCACUAGAUGUAUGAGUUACCUGUUGCUCCAUAACAGAUUUCCCUCCAAACCGUAGUGGCUUCAGACAACAUACAUUAAUUAUCUCACAGUUUCUGUAGGUCAGGAAUUUGGAAACGGCUUAGCUGUGCAGUUCUGGCUCAGGAUCUGUCAUGAAGUGAGGUCAAGAUGUCAGCUGGAGCAACACUCAUCUGAGUCUUUACUGCUGAAGAAUCUACUUCCAAAAUGGAUCACUCACAUGUCUGGCAGGUUAAUGCCAGUUGUUGGCAGGGAACCUUCGUUACCUCACUCUCCACAGGGCUAAGUACCUCUAUGAUGUAGCAGCAGGUUCCUCCCAAAGCAUUUGAUCUGUGGGAGAGCUAACGCACAAGCCACAUUUUCUUUUUCGACCUAGCCUCAGAAGGACAUAUUAUCACUCCUUCCAGACUGUGUUGCUCACACCAUGUGGAAAGAAACUACACAGGGUAUGUAUAGUAGGAGACAGAUGGUAAGGAACCAUCUGAGAAGCUUGCCAUUCUCAUUCUUUCUAUCGGUUCUGUAUGAAGGAGCCUUCACUAACGCAUGUUCAUUCACUCUGGAGAGAAACCUCAAGCGUGCAGUCUUUGUGGUAAGCUUUCAAUUCAGACUCACCCUGACGUGCCCAAAAGAUUACUUACGGGGAGAAACCUGAGGAUUGCAGUAGCUGUAGGAAAGCCUUCGUGAUAUUUCUAGGGAGUCACAUGACGGUUCACACUACGGAGAAAACCUUAUGAAUAUCAUCAGAAUGCAAAAGCCUUCAGGGACACCCAUCCCUGAGAGCACACGUAAGAAAUCCCUACAGAGGAAUAGUCAUAGAAAGAAGGUGGAAAGUCCUUCAGCACAAGUGUCCGCAUUACUGAGCAAAAGAUGGGGAGAUAUUCUGAACAACACAAUUACUGUGGGAAAGCCUUGAAUGGUCUCUCAGUCUCUAAGAAGCAUGAGGAUUUAUCCCAGAGAGAAGGUCCUGUUGAGUGUCAUCGGUCCUGGAAAGUCAUUUUUCCACAUUCCUUAGGAAACUGAGCAUUCACUGCAGACACUUGUGAAUAUAAAGACUAGGGGAAUGCCUUGGAUAAUACCUCAUACAUUAGGAAAAAUACGAAGUUUUCUCUGGAUGCAAAACUUGUCAGUGUAUUAAUUUGGAAAAAUCUUGCAGUGAUUCUUUGUUGAUUUGUGAGAACUUACAUUGGAGGCAGACCCUAGAGAAGUAAUCAGUAUGAGGAUGCCUCAGCUCUUUCCUGAGUGGCCACAAAAUAAACUAGAAACCGAAAGAAUAAAUAGUGAGUGUGGGAUUACCUUUAUCAAUGUCUCAUCCUAAGAUUGGGCCACUAGUUCGUUAGUUUUCGGUCUUUUUAUUUUAGUAUAAACACAUCUAUAUAACCGUACCCAAAAAUAAACCUUAAGUUAUGGCCCAUAGUUUCGUAUGUAAUAUGUUUGCUAUAAUUUACUCUUUUAAAAUAUCAGUACGUAGCAUAUCCAGGAAGGCAUUUCUGAAUAUCUCCUGAGUGUAUUUGUUUAUCGUAGUGGAAAUUAGAUUCUAUUUACAAUAUACUUUUUCUAGUUUAAUGGCAUCUUUGUCAGGUAAGUGGAGUUUAUGAUGCUGAUUCUUUUUUAUCUUUCUACCCUAGUAUGGCAUUUUGUCAGCUUCUUUCCCAGUGUCCAUUCUCCCCUACUUAUAUACUUUUUUAAAAUGUUUUUGUUGUUGUUCAAGUUGUCAAUGAGUAGAAUUGAAAAUACUCAAUCUGCAAGCCUUCUUUGAAGCUCAGAGGGCUGUUGCCUUACUCUGCUGACCACGAGAAGUAGGUAGAAGUCCCCGGGGAGAAGAACAGCAUCUGGCUUGUUUGCCUCACCUGUAUCCUGUUUGUCUUACCCAUUCUUUCUCUUGAAAGUGGACUCAAAGCCAAGAGUUGGAAGCACUCUGUUUUGAUCAUGAUGACAGAAACCAUAGUGCAGCAAAAUAUCACAAUGAUAUGGGCUCCCCCAAAACUUCUGAUUGGUGGAAUCAGCUCUGGACUGCUUGUUCCCAGACUUGUCCUAUAUGAUUAGAAGUAACCUCUAACUGGUUGAAGCCAAAGUCAUUUUUUUUUUUUUGGUUUGUUUUUGAGGUGGUGUUCUGUUCAUGUCCAGCUGAAUGCAAUAUCUAACUAGCAAACCUAUUUGUUGGUCACA
Molecule: messenger RNA, 4448 nt
Organism: Callorhinus ursinus (northern fur seal)
Lineage: Eukaryota; Metazoa; Chordata; Mammalia; Carnivora; Otariidae
Biological process (GO): regulation of transcription by RNA polymerase II
Cellular component (GO): nucleus
Molecular function (GO): RNA polymerase II cis-regulatory region sequence-specific DNA binding; DNA-binding transcription activator activity, RNA polymerase II-specific
Source: RefSeq, a predicted model, not a curated record